UGUGGCUCAAGUUUUGCAGUUUGUAUAUAGUAGAAUGAAUUGGACUUAUUUUCCUUGUUAACCCUGUAUAUUAAUGGCUACCUAUUUGUAAAUUUUAUAAUUUCAUCUAUGGUUUAUGAUAAAUAUAAUUAUAUGUACAUUCAAGAUGGAGCCACUCGAACAGUUGAAAGGCCAGGAUUCCUACAAGUAUUUGGGAGUUCUCGUUUCUGUUACGAUGACUACCGGGGAUGUUUUAAAGGGCGAAUUAUACUGCCUGGAUACCCACAAGGGGCAAACAUUAGUAAUAAAAUCUGAGGGAGAUGAUGAGAAUUUUACUUUCCAUAUAUUGAGAUUAUCAUCGAUUAUCAACUUUGAAGUUUUAGGACGUCUCAACGACACCGCCGGCGAACUAACUCGCAUGACCUACGACGAUUUCGCUCAUUUUAAAUCAAUGGUUAGUAGAAACGGUGAAAACAUGAAUAAGAAAAAUCAUUAACCUCAAUUUAUUAUUAUAAACCGCU
Messenger RNA from Theileria parva strain Muguga, 500 nucleotides. RefSeq lists its product as uncharacterized. The record is from RefSeq and is a predicted model, not a curated record. The transcript has 3 exons. Lineage: Eukaryota; Apicomplexa; Aconoidasida; Piroplasmida; Theileriidae. The coding region runs from base 116 to 475 and encodes 119 amino acids.